Messenger RNA from Balaenoptera acutorostrata (minke whale), 2695 nucleotides. It is a transcript of the gene RGP1, whose product is annotated as RGP1 homolog, RAB6A GEF complex partner 1. Gene Ontology annotation, biological process: retrograde transport, endosome to Golgi. Gene Ontology annotation, cellular component: Ric1-Rgp1 guanyl-nucleotide exchange factor complex; Golgi membrane. Lineage: Eukaryota; Metazoa; Chordata; Mammalia; Artiodactyla; Balaenopteridae. The coding region runs from base 307 to 1482 and encodes 391 amino acids. The record is from RefSeq and is a predicted model, not a curated record. The transcript has 9 exons.
CUCCCCCUCGGUCGUCUCUCUGGGUCCUGGGCGGGAAGGAUCGGGCCUCGACGUCAUUGGGCCGCGGUGAUUAGCUGGCCCUGCCAAAGGGCGACUGGGCCCGCGGAGAGGGGAGGAGCCCCCGGGACCAGCCCGCCAGGCACCGCCCCCGGGGCCGGCCUGGGAGCUCGCGGAAGCCCCGGCCCAGUCCCUGGGCCGUGGCACCAGGCCCCCCAGGGGUGGGCGCCGGGUCCCGCCGGCCAGUGUCCGGGACGGCGCUCGCACCCGGGUGCUCAGCCCGUGAGAAGAUCCGAUUCCGGAGCUGCCAUGAUUGAAGUGGUAGCAGAGCUGAGCAGAGGUCCUGUGUUUCUGGCAGGGGAGGCGCUGGAGUGUGUGGUGACCGUCACCAACCCCCUGCCCCCCACGGCCACUUCUGCAUCCAGUGAGGCUCUGGCAUGGGCCAGUGCCCAAAUCCACUGCCAGUUCCAUGCCAGUGAGAGUCGAGUAGCACUGCCUCCCCCUGACUCCAGUCAGCCAGAUGUCCAGCCUGAGAGCCAGACUGUCUUUCUACCACACCGAGGUGAGAGGGGUCAGUGUAUCCUUUCCACUCCACCAAAAAUCCUAUUCUGUGACCUGAGGCUAGACCCUGGAGAGUCGAAAUCAUACUCCUACAGCGAAGUGCUGCCUAUAGAGGGACCACCCUCCUUUCGGGGUCAGUCAGUCAAGUAUGUCUACAAACUGACGAUUGGCUGCCAGCGUGUCAACUCACCCAUCACUUUACUCAGGGUCCCUCUGAGGGUUCUUGUGCUGACUGGCCUUCAAGAUGUCCGCUUUCCCCAGGAGGAGGCAGUAGCCCCAUCCAGUCCAUUCUUGGAAGAGGAUGAAUGUGGCAAGAAGGACUCAUGGCUCGCUGAGCUGGCUGGGGAGCGCCUCAUGGCUGCCACAUCCUGCCGCAGCCUCCAUCUGUACAACAUCAGUGAUGGCCGAGGAAAAGUUGGGACAUUUGGCAUCUUCAAAUCUGUAUACAGACUUGGCGAGGACGUGGUGGGGACCUUAAACUUAGGGGAAGGAACUGUAGCUUGUUUGCAGUUUUCAGUGAGCUUACAGACGGAGGAGCGUGUGCAGCCUGAGUACCAGCGGCGCCGCGGGGCAGGGGGUGCCCCCUCUGUGUCUCAUGUCACUCAUGCCCGGCACCAGGAGUCCUGCCUACAUACAACCAGAACGAGCUUCUCCCUCCCCAUCCCUCUCAGCUCCACACCAGGCUUCUGCACAGCCGUUGUAUCCCUGAAGUGGCGUUUGCAUUUUGAAUUUGUAACAUCCCGAGAACCAGGUUUGGUGCUUCUACCUCCCAUGGAACAGCCCGAGCCUGUCACCUGGACAGGGCCUGAGCAAGUGCCCGUGGACACCUUCAGCUGGGACCUCCCCAUCAAGGUGCUGCCUACAAGCCCUACCCUGGCCUCAUAUGCGGCCCCAGGCCCCAGCACCAGCACCAUAACCAUCUGAAACUGGCCCACGUGGCACUACUUUCUUCAGGAUCCUGAGAACUCAGCACCUGGACUCUAGUAGGACCCAUUUUUUCCACCUGGGGUCCAGUGGCACAGAUAAUGAGAGGCAGACUUUCGGCUGUAGCAUUAAUUUAUUUAUUCAGAAUAAAUCGGCAGCUGCUAGUGGUUUCCCUGGAAGUGGCAGCAGCAGUGGGCAGUCAGCAAAAGGGCGGUCAGUUGAGUUUAGCUGGAGUGGGGAGCAGGAGCCGCAGGAAUAGGGGUGUUAGCUGAGCCCCACUCUGGGUCAGGCCCUCCCCCUUUGCAGGGCAGCCGAGGAUCAGAUUUUUGCACCAGGGAGAACUGGCACGUUCCUGCCUCCUGACGUACCUCACACCCAGCGGGGAAGUCGAUAGGAUGCUGGGACCUGGGGAACCAAAGGACGGGGAAGGAGUCAGGACAGUGAAGGUCCACCUUUAUCCCUGCCUCGCAUCCCCCCUCCCAGCAUUCCUCCCAUAUCUUCCCCCAGUGCCCCUGUCCCCCCUAACCGAGCUCUUGCCUGCCAUAUAUGGAUUUUUUUCGUUUCAUAGCAGGAAUAUUUUCCCUCCAGAUCCACCCUAACUCCCCUUACUUUGUAGCCUGAAGCCUUCUCUCUCACAUUUUUGUUGGUACCUUCAGGUUCGGCCAGCUUCAUACUGCUACUUUGUUCAUUCUCACACCACAGCAAUCUAGUCAUGCCCCGGCCAUCUCUCAGUCACUCACAUCAGAGCCAUUCUCUCUGGCCCUCAGUGGUCACUCACGUGUCACAGCAGCCCACACCGACGGGAUGCAGACAGGUGCAGUGGAAACAGUCCUUGCGGAGCCAAGACUCGCCCAGGGUGAAAUAUUUCCCUUCAUGGUGGCAGGGCGCUAGGGAAGAGCAGGAAAUGUUAGUGUGCUAGAGCAGAGGGAGUAAGUGCUGCCGCCCCCGCGUUUACCCUCUCCUGUUUCCCAGCUCGGGGGGUCUGGGUCUUCUGACAGGAUCACCCCUGAGCCCCCUUCCUCCCAGUGCCCUCUGCUCCUGUCCUUCCUUAACGCCUCACCCAGCUUUACCUUGAGCUUGGAAGUAGCACUUGCUGUGGACUCCUGGGUGCUGGAGGAGCAGAGAUAUCACCAAGCAGGUGAUCCCCCAGCCGCCCAGGGUCCCCUUAGCCUGUCCAGCCCAGAGCAUCCAUAAGGCCAUUCCUGCAGUACGG